AUGGCCCUAAAGUUGGAAGCAAAGGGUGGUAAGAAAGGAAAUGUAUGGGAUGAUGGUGUUCACGAAAAUGUUAGAAAAGUAUAUGUAGGGCAAGGCCAGAGUUGUAUAUCCUUCGUCAAGUUUGAGUAUGUUGAUGAUUCUGAAGUGGUUAUUGGAGAUGAACAUGGAGAACACACACAAAAAGUUGAGGAGUUUGAGGUUGAUGAAAAUGACUACAUCGUUUACGUAGAAGCUUUCCGUGAGACAGCAACUCAAGAAACCAUCGUGGCUCUUAAGUUCGAGACUUCCAAAGGCAAAACCAAUAAGCACUUCAAGGAGGGUCCGGGGGUGAAGUUUGUUCUCCAAGGUGGCAAAAUCGUUGGGUUUCACGGGCGUUCCACCAAUGUUCUACACUCCCUUGGAGCCUAUAUUUCUGACCCAAUAUCCACUCAUCAAUUGCAUGGAAAGUGGACAAAGACUAUGUGA
Messenger RNA from Eruca vesicaria subsp. sativa (arugula), 465 nucleotides. The record is from the annotation of a GenBank genome assembly. NCBI's taxonomy places the organism in Eukaryota, Viridiplantae, Streptophyta, Magnoliopsida, Brassicales, Brassicaceae.